Molecule: messenger RNA, 867 nt
Organism: Camelina sativa (false flax)
Lineage: Eukaryota; Viridiplantae; Streptophyta; Magnoliopsida; Brassicales; Brassicaceae
Product: ras-related protein RABF2a-like
Molecular function (GO): GTPase activity; GTP binding
Source: RefSeq, a predicted model, not a curated record
UGUUUUUGCUAUCGUCUUCGAGAGAGAGAGAGAGAGAGAGAGAGAUUUGGUUGUUUGUUGACGAAGCUUCUUCGGGUCUCUCUUCUUCUUCUUCUCCGUUCUUUCGAUUGUCAACGCGUUUCAUCUUCAAUUUUGCUUUUCGAGCUUCAAAUACUGUUUAUCAGAUCAAAUCAAUAAUUCAAAUGGCUAGCUCUGGAAACAAGAACAUCAACGCCAAAUUGGUAUUACUUGGAGAUGUUGGGGCUGGUAAAUCAAGUCUUGUGCUGCGUUUUGUUAAAGAUCAGUUUGUUGAAUUCCAGGAAUCGACCAUUGGUGCAGCUUUUUUCUCUCAAACACUGGCUGUGAAUGAUGCCACUGUGAAGUUUGAGAUAUGGGAUACAGCUGGUCAGGAACGAUACCAUAGCUUGGCUCCAAUGUACUACAGGGGUGCAGCUGCUGCAAUUAUUGUCUUUGACAUUACUAAUCAAGCCUCAUUUGAGAGGGCGAAGAAAUGGGUCCAGGAACUGCAGGCACAAGGUAACCCUAAUAUGGUGAUGGCCCUUGCUGGAAACAAAGCUGAUUUAUUAGAUGCUAGGAAGGUGUCUGCAGAGGAGGCAGAAGUAUAUGCUCAAGAGAACAGCCUUUUCUUCAUGGAAACCUCAGCGAAGACUGCAACAAAUGUCAAAGACAUAUUCUACGAAAUCGCGAAGAGACUACCGCGUGUUCAGCCAGCAGAAAACCCAACAGGAAUGGUUCUCCCAAACGGACCAGGGGCUACAGCAGUGAGUUCAUCGUGUUGUGCUUAGUUUCGUACCUUAAGAGAGAUCUCUUUUGGUUAGUCACAUAGUAGAGAAGAACAUCGAGACUUUAUGUGUUUGCUUCUUCGUC